Molecule: messenger RNA, 1252 nt
Organism: Pocillopora meandrina
Lineage: Eukaryota; Metazoa; Cnidaria; Anthozoa; Scleractinia; Pocilloporidae
Source: the annotation of a GenBank genome assembly
GACCUGUGUAAAGAUUAUCAGGUAGAGAUUCCGCAGUGUAAACCAUUGUCACCUGGAGAGAUUCUGGGCUGCACUGCUUCUAGAAUAAAACACAAGGAUGCAUUCAUGUAAGAAAAUUAUUAAGCAAAACAAGGAAAUAAUUAUGUAAUUUAGUUCAUUAUGAAUUUAAGAAAACUGCACCAACUCUUUCAUAGAAAGUAUUCUUAAACAAAUUGAAUAUUCUUUUGAAAAUCUUUCUUAUUAUUUGUAUUGGCAAAUCUAGUUGUAAGUACUGUAGUGGUUUAGUUUCAUUAAAAAUUUGCACCAUUAGAUCUGAAGCUAUUUGCUUAUAAAUAAUAAUAAUACAAUUAUUUUGAUGUUAGUGUGGAGAAUUUGGUACUGGAUGAACUACAACUACCCUAAUUGAUAUUUUCCUUUAGUUCAUCACUUGUCUGCUUGAUAUUGUAUUGAUAUUGUAAGGAGAAAUUCUCUCUUGGUCACUCAUAGGAGUGAAAGGGUUAAUCAUUUAAUUGGGUGGAAAUUGAGUAAAAGUGUUAUCAAAAACUAAAUUAGGAAACAGAUAAGUGGGUGUUAUGUUUUUGAUUAAUGUGUUAUUAUUGCAAUUAUUCCUAAUUAAAUGCUUGUUUUGUCACUGUAUUUACCAUUUUGAUUAUAAGCAGCAGCUAUCAUUUAGGCACAUGCCACCGACCACAGCAGGUACUUGUUUCAAUUUUUUCACUGGAAUGAUCUUUAAACUUAAACUUUUUUUUAGUUACUUAGGUGAUGGAAGGUUCCAUCUAGAGGCUGUCAUGAUUGCUAACCCAUCUACACCAGCAUACAUGUACACGUAGAGAACCUCAAAAGGCAGAUUUCUUUACGUGUACCAAAUAGCCUUGCCUUGCAUAACACGUAGCUUCAUAUUAUUUCAGGCAGCACAGAUUGAGCCAUCAUUGAAGCCUGAUUUUUCAGAUCUCUUUCGUGUAAUUCUGUGAAUAAAAAUUCAUCACUUUUUCGAUUAAAAAAUUCUUUGUCUCUAGUAAAGGCAUACUUACUGUGUAGACAGAGUGCGAUGCCCGUCUUUUCCAGUGUUUUCCCUAUGCCCUCACUAAAACAGACCCCCUACCGCCUUGUACGCUUUGGAUUGUUAGAUAUUGUAUACCUUUCUGGGCCUUUGAGACACACAACUUUGAACUAAAAUUCUACUGCACUUUCGCUUUCAUCGCAGAUACGAUCCCUACAGCAAAGUGUUUUCCAGGGAAUAUUACGAUAUUGA